GGAGAGGAAGACAAGGACGUUCAGAGCGAGUUGAGGGGUGUUGAAUUGUUUGUAAAGCGCGGCAGCAAUGAUUACCCGAGUGGUAUUUUGGGACAGGUCAAGUACUGGUCGGAUAAGAAGACUUUGGUUGAGCGGCUUCGUGAGUUUCACUGCGAGCAUAUCUUGGUAUCCAUGAAUAUUCGUUUGCAACCUGCGGUUCGGUGCACAUUCAAUCCACAAGAGUGCAUCCUCAGAUUCUUGCCAGCAGAGUCAUCAAGAUCGAAAGCAUCAGGCACAACAGGAAUCGUUGUUUAUGCUUUGCAGCCGGGAAGGUUUUGUUCAAGGAAAGACUUUCAAACAUUUUCAGAGUCUGUAAUUGGGAAUUCGAGCUUGAAGACAGUGACAACUGUGCUUUGA
Molecule: messenger RNA, 396 nt
Organism: Lentinula edodes (shiitake mushroom)
Lineage: Eukaryota; Fungi; Basidiomycota; Agaricomycetes; Agaricales; Omphalotaceae
Exons: 3
Source: RefSeq, a predicted model, not a curated record